AUGGCCCCACUCAAGAUCGUGUUGAAUGGAACAUCGUCCAUCACCCGGCAGCCGGAACGCGGUGCCCUCAACUUCAUCGUCAAGGCGAGUGGGCCAAACCGAGAAAGCGUGUCCAAGGAGGUGAGCGAGACAUCCAAUGAGAUCAACCGGCUUUUCAAAGAUCUGUCCCCCAAAACGGAGACCGGCGAAACAAUCGCAGGCUCACCAGUGACCUCUUUCUCUUCCACCUCGCUACAAACACGAUCUCAAGUACCGAUGAAUAAGUCGGGCAAUCCUCUACCUACAGUCUACUAUGCGACUCUGUCGCUCAACGCAGUCUUCCAGGACUUCAAGAAGCUUGACGAGAUUGUCGGAAAGCUGAUUUCUUACCCUAAUGUCGAGAUCCUGUCCCUGGAUUGGUAUCUUACCGAGGCCACCCAAAAGGCCCUGAGUUCCGAAGCUCGCACGGAGGCAAUGAGCGACGCCGUCCGAAAAGCAAACGACUACUCUAGGGUCAUUGGACGAGUAGUCGAAGCGGUGGAUAUCAGGGAGUCAGCGGGCGGAGUACGGUUUGGAAUGAAUUCUGGGCUGUACAAUCCAUAUAUGCAGAACCAGAUGAGGAUUCAGGGAAUGCAGCAACCUCAGCAAAUGCAGCAAAUGCAGCAACAACAUGUGGCUCAGUCUAACAUAGCUCCACCGGUUGUAUUCCCCGACCCUGAUUCCAACUUGGACUCUGAUUCAGGUGCUUCCACGGCAUUUAGUUUGAGUCCGCAGUUGAUUCGGUACACGAAUUCUGUGGAUGUUGAAUUUCAGGCUGCCGACAAUUGA
This is a messenger RNA of Penicillium samsonianum, 807 nucleotides long. RefSeq names its product SIMPL domain-containing protein. NCBI's taxonomy places the organism in Eukaryota, Fungi, Ascomycota, Eurotiomycetes, Eurotiales, Aspergillaceae. The coding region runs from base 1 to 807 and encodes 268 amino acids. The transcript has a single exon. The record is from RefSeq and is a predicted model, not a curated record.